UCAUGCAGGAGAACUACGAGACGGUGACCUCGCUGGGAUUCCUCAUUCCCAAACCUGACCUAAUCGUCCGGCUGGAACGAGGGGAAGAGCCGUGGGUCUCGGAUCUCCAGGCUGAUGAGGAAAGGAAGAGCCCGAGAGGCAUCCGUACAGGCAGUGACUCCUGUCUGGAUUCUCUCUCCCCCAGCAGGUGAUAGGACAGUGAGUGAGAACAAGGAGGAGAAUCAGCAGGCGGAAGGUCCUGAGAAAGUGGAACUGCAGGGGAUAUUUUUGAGAAGAGCCAAAGGGAAUUUUUCCCAGGGCUUGGAACAGGGAAAUGCCUGGGGAGAUCGACACAGAUCAGAGAUGCAGCUGGAAAACAAUCCCAGGAAGAAACUGCAUGAAUCCAUUCAACAUGGUGGAGGAUGCAAGGAUCCCAAGGAAACCACAGUCCAGCAGAAAAGUCACAAUGAAGAGAAACCCUACAACUGCCUUGACUGUGGGAAAAGUUUUCAUUUCGGUGCAAACCUUAUUAAACACUGGAAAACCCACACAGGAGAGAAGUCCUAUAAAUGUGUAGACUGUGGGAAAAGCUUCAGUGAGAAGUCAAACUUUAUUGUGCACCAGAGACUUCACAUAGGAAAGAAACCAUAUAAAUGUCUUGAGUGUGGGAAAAGUUUUAGUCAGAGUUCAUACCUUACUGCACAUCAGAGAAUCCACACUGGCGAAAGACCUUAUAAAUGCCUCGAGUGUGGGAAAAGUUUCAAUUUGAAAUCAACGCUUAAUACACAUCACAAAACUCACACAGGAGAGAAACCCCAUAAAUGCCUGGAGUGUGGGAAAACUUUCACUCAGCGCACUCACCUUACUCAACAUAGUAAAAUCCACACGGGAGAGAGACCAUAUAAAUGCCUUCAGUGUGGGAAAAGUUUCAUUCAGCACUCAAACUUUAUUAGACAUCCAUGUCUGAACACAAGAGAGAGAAGCUAUAAAUGCCUUCAGUGUGAGAAAGUUUUUGGUGUGCGAUGGAACCUUAUUAAACAUGAGAGAACCCACACCAGCGAGAAACCAUAUAAAUGUUUGCACUGUGGGAAAAGUUUUGGUCAGAGCUCAUACCUUAUUAAACAUAUGAAAAUCCACACAGGAGAGAGACCAUAUAAGUGCCUUGAGUGUGGGAAAAAUUUCAUUCAUCACUCAGUCCUUAUUAAGCAUCAGAGAACCCACACAGGUGACAAACCCUAUAAAUGCCUCUAUUGUGGGAAAAGUUUUGUUGACAGAACAAAACUUACUAGACAUCAGGCAAUCCAUACAGGAGAGAGACCCUAUAAAUGCUUGGACUGUGGAAAAAGCUUCAUUCAGAAGUCACAACUUACUAUACACCAGAAAGUUCACGCAGCAGAGAGACCUUAUAAAUGCCUUGAGUGUGGUAAAACUUUUGUUCAUAACUUGAAGCUUACUGCGCAUCAGAGAACCCACACAGGAGAGAGACCUUAUAAAUGCCUGAACUGUGGGAAAACUUUUAUUCACAACUCAAAGCUUACUAAACAUCAGAGAACCCACACAGGAGAGAGACCCUAUGGGUGCCUUGUGUGUGGGAAAAGUUUUAUUCAGAAGUCACAUCUUACUACACAUCAGAGAACCCACACAGGAGAGAGACCUUAUAAAUGCCUGGAGUGUGGGAAAACUUUUAUUCAUAACUCAAAGCUUACUACACAUCAGAGAACCCACACAGGAGUGAGACCCUAUGGAUGCCUUGAGUGUGGGAAAAGUUUUAUGGAAAGUUCAUCCCUUAUUAAACAUGGGAGAAUCCACACAGGAGAAAGACCCUAUAAAUGCCUGGACUGUGGGAAAACUUUCAGUCAAAGCUCACACCUUACUCAACAUGGAAGAAGCCACGCAGGAGAGAGACCCUAUGCAUGCCUUGAGUGUGGGAAAAGUUUUUUGGAAAGUUCAUCCCUUAUUAAACAUGAGCGAAUCCACGUGGGAGAAAGACCCUACAAAUGCUUUGAGUGUGGGAAAAGUUUUAUGGAAAGUUCAUCCCUUACUAAACAUGGGAGAAUCCACACAGGAGAAAAACCCUAUAAAUGCCUUGAGUGUGGGAAAAGUUUCAUUCAGCACUCAGUCUUUAUUAAGCAUCAGAGAAUCCACACUGGUGACAAACCCUAUAAAUGCCUCGACUGUGGGAAAAGUUUUGUUGUCAGAACAAAACUUACUAUACACCAGAGAGUUCACACGGGAGAGAGACCCUUUAAAUGCCUUGAGUGUGGGAAAAGUUUUAUUCAGAAGUCACAUCUUACUAUACACCAGAGAGUUCACACAGGAGAGAGACCCUUUAAAUGCAUUACAUGUGGGAAAAGUUUUAUGGAAAGAGAGAAGCCCCAUAAAUGUCUGGACUGUGGGAAAACUUUCAGUCAGCGCUCAAACCUUAAUCAACAUGGGAGAAUCCACGCAGGUGAGAGACCAUAUAAAUGCCUUGAUUGUGGAGAAAGCUUCAAUAAGAGCUCAGAGCUGACCAAACAUCAGAAAAUCCACAAAGGUGAGAGACCCUAG
Molecule: messenger RNA, 2526 nt
Organism: Chelonoidis abingdonii (Abingdon island giant tortoise)
Lineage: Eukaryota; Metazoa; Chordata; Testudines; Testudinidae
Source: RefSeq, a predicted model, not a curated record